AUGUGUACAGGUGUAAACACCUGCAGAAAAGGAAAAAAUAUACGUAACAGUCCAUCAACAAACGAAGAAAAACUCAAUCCUCAAGCAUCACUGAAUCAUAAAGAUUUAUCGUCACCGUCAUCAUCACUUACGUUGACGACGAAAAACAAGAAACGAAAAAAGAAACAUCUAUCCGAUGAACAGCGUGUAUUAACUGAUAUGUCCGAUGAACGUUUACAAGUUUAUGGUUUAAAUCCUAAACGUUUUCGAAAUUUUGUUCGUUUUAAUAAAGAUAAAAAAGAUUGA
Rotaria socialis is the source of this 285-nucleotide messenger RNA. The record is from the annotation of a GenBank genome assembly. NCBI's taxonomy places the organism in Eukaryota, Metazoa, Rotifera, Eurotatoria, Philodinida, Philodinidae.